AAGUCUAAAGACGUAUUUACUAUUUUCUCAAAUAUUUUGGUUGAUUAUUUCCUAAUUCUCAUAUCUAUUAAGGUCUAAGGUUAUAUUUUAACCAAAAUAUGUGUUCGUUAUUUUAUGUUUUAUGUUUUAAAAUUUGUUUUUCUCGAUAAGUAAUACUCAGUACUCUGCGAAUUUAUUAUGAAAUUGUUCAACCCUAAAUUAUGAAUAAUUGCUGUUGAUAGUUGAUACACAAACGAAUAUAAUGAAAUAGGAAGUGCGACCUUCGAUGGUGUACGGCCUUGACCAAAAUAGCAUUGUUUUAUGCUAUUUGUAUUUAGAAUUUCAUACAUUUUACUGUUUUGGAUUACGUUAUAACUUAUCACACAAUGGUCUCCCUAAGUAAGUUUUCCAAAACUUUAAAACAUCCUCUUUUUAGAGGUAUGGCAUCUUAUGGGAUUAUCUGGCCAAUAUCUAGUUUUAUUCAGCAAACAUUUGAAGGAAAAAAUUUUAAGGACAACACAUAUGACUGGUGGAGAUGUGCACGUUUUGGAUUGUACGGGUCGUGCUAUGUGGCACCAACUUUGUAUAGUUGGCUAACUGUUGCAAAUGUUAUGUGGCCGGGAAACUCCAUUAAGUCUGCAUUGAUUAAGACAUUUUGUGAGACCAUCUCCUACACACCAUUUGCAAUGUGCAGUUUUUACUUUGGAAUGAGUUUAUUAGAAUUAAAACCCUUCCAUGAAGCUGUUGCUGAGGUCAAUGCAAAAUUUUGGCCUACAUAUAAGGUUGGAGUUUCUGUGUGGCCAGCUGUAGCAGUGAUUAACUUUUGGCUCAUACCUCCAGCUAACAGAGUACCUUUUAUAAGUGUUUGUAGCCUUAUAUGGACUUGUUUUUUAGCAUAUAUGAAACAAUUGGAUAAGGCAGAUGUACCACAAAAGUUAGAACAAGUAGGAACAGUUAAAUUAUUAAGUAUUUAAAAUAUUUUCAGAAUGAUCUGCUCCUAUAGAAUUUAUCGCAACAUAGACUGGUAAUUGAAUUACUGUAAGUUUAUUAUACCUACAAUAACCCUUUGAAACAAAUCCUUAGUCAUUAGUUAAUACAUAUUGUAUUUCACAGUAUUUUUUUUAGUUAAUAAUCAACUAUUUAUUUCGGUAUUAGUUAUAUAAUGAUGUAUAUAAUACAUCAUUUUGAUGAGUCUAUUAGAGUUAUAGUGUAAAUUAUAUAGUGAUAUAUUUUUGCUGUAAGCAAGUUUUUAAAGUUAAAGUCCUGUUGUGUCACAACACUUUUUGUAAAUGAUGUGUUCUGCAAGAAUAUUUCAGGUAUUUUUUAAACCUUGGGUUACAUUAUUGUAGUUUUAGUAAGGAUCCUCAAAUUUUAUUAAAAAUAUAAUAUCAUCUGGGGAUAGUGUAGCUUUCCAACAAUGAAAUAAUUUUUCAAAUCAGUUCAGCAGUUUCGGAGCCUAUUCAAUGCAAACAAAUAUUCAAAUCAUUCCUCUUAAUAUUAUUAGUUGUUGUUGAAAUUGGAAAUAGAUAUAUAGGCACGUAAUUGUGUUCCAAACAGACAUAAAUUAAAUUAACGAUAUCUGAAUCUUAAGCUGUUUAAGAAAUACUUUGGUACAUAAUUGGUGGUUAAUAAAAUAACAAAUAAAAUAUAGGAAAUAUUGUAAUUACCAAGGAAAAAUAAUUAUGAUUUAGAGUGCACAUUACAAUAGUCAUUAACUAUAAUUUUUUUAUUAAAGGGUGUCUUGUGUUCUCUGCGAAUUUUUAAUACAUGACAGUUUUGACGUGAAAUAUUGAAAUUAUAUAACAACUGCAUGUAUUAAUAAAUGUCGUGUUUACAUUUUAUUUUAAGAAUUAAUUUGGUAACAUAUAUCUACAUAUACAUAUGACACCAACAGAUAUGUUUGAAGUGUUUAAGCAAAAAGCAAUCAUAUAUACAUAUGAUAGUAAUACAUACGGUUAAUAAAGUUCCUACUGCUAAUUUAAUCUCAUUUUAUACCGAUUUUAUAAUGCAGAAGGUUUCUUAUAAAAAUGCAGUGUUGUUCAUCCAGUAAUAUUUAUAACAUAGGUAAAUAAACUUAUUACUGAUUGGGAGAAGAUGUAGCUAGAAAACUCAGAUAAUUUAUUCGUCUAGAUACAGCCUCUUGCCGCAUGGCAACAGGCCAGGUUUUAUUACUUUUGUGUGCCUGACAGCUAUGUCAUACACUCGCGUACGCAUACGUCGAUCACUUUGUUGUAGUGUACCUAUGUUUGCUGAAAAUAGAGGCUAAUCGUUCGCCGCUAUUUCUUACUCUAUUAACAAGUUCACAGCUGUCACAGUAAGUAUAUCUGGACGUAUAAAUUAUAUAAGAUACAAAAUUAUUGUCAAUGUGACUUGUGUGAAACUUGAGAGUGAGCAUGUAAUUAUUUUUUGAAUGGAUAAUCAUGUAACUGCAGUAUUAUAAAUAAACCAAGACAGUGUGAUAUAAAUUAGAUAUGUAUACUUACACAUAUUUAGGAAUUACUAGAUCUAUUUAUAUUACUAGAUUUUUAUUACUAGAAUCUUUGUUCAAAAUAGCACAAUGUUUCACGUUUGAAAUACCCCCUUAUUGUUUUAUAUUGGUCCAUUAUAAUGUCCAUAUAUAGGUAUAUAUGUAGGUACAUACCAUAGGUACCUACUUAGUAUUACUGUAAUAUGGUAUAGUUGUUGCAAAAAUGUAUGCUGUGUUAUGAAAUGCCAUAUAGUAUUACAAAGUUUGUGUUACUUGUCGAUAAGCGCACCCUAUUGUCUCGGUUAUUUUAUAUUUGAUGUGAUUAUGACGUCUUUCUUGUUGCUAUUUAACUUUCAUCGAUUGACCGCUAAACUAAAACAUCUAUCGAUAUCGGGAAUCCAUUUAUCGAUAUCGUUUAUCGAAAAGUGACGAGCGAAGCGUUCAUCACUAACCCACUCACCUACCAAUUGGUGUUACAAUUUGAUCAAGUGUAAUUCCUUAAAAAUUAAAAAAACGUACCGUUUACCAAUUAAUUACUUCAUAAAACUGUUAAUAGUCUGACAACUUCGUGCGCGACCGUCCCACGGGGUACUACAGAUGUCAGCGGGUAGCCGGUAACGGCAAUUUUACGCGUCGCCCGUCCGCGCCACCGCCUGUCACCCCAUUGGACGGUAGCGAAAGAAGUUGUCACUUGUCGGACUUUAAUACUUAAUCACAAUUUCAAGUCGCCGAGUCAUUUGGCUGACUGAUGUUUCGUUUUUGUGUUUACCUAGUACCUAAUAAUAUAUUUAUUUAUUUAUUUACAAAUACAAUAACAGAUAACAAGAUAAAACUAUCAUCUAAUAACGACUACAGCAUAUUUUAAUGAUCCUGAGAUCCAAUUAAAAUUGUUCACAUCAUUCACCAAAUUUACAUUAAAUUAUUUUACGUAAACUAGCAAGUUUUAUAAAGAGUAUUUUUAAACAAGUGUAUAUUUGUAAAGAAUAUAUCAAAAUCAACACACUUCGUUAAAUUCUCUACAAAUUCUCAUGUUAUGCGAUACAUUAUUAUUUGAGGAAUUGAUCUAAAACAAACGUUUUUAAUAUAAUUAACGUUUACACUCCGUACGAAAAUCGUAUAGAUGAAAACUGGUUUUACCAGAUAACAACCGUUCCGUUGUUCCAUUUAAUGGUUAAAAUCUGUUCUGUAUUAAGUAGAAUUUUACAAAAGUCCUACCUACCUAAAUAUGUUCCCACGUAGUAGGUACGAUAAAGUCACUUUGUACCUAUGUAAUUAGCUUAGAUAAAAUAUACACAUGUUUGUGCAAACGAGAUUGUUAUUUGUGAUAUUAUUGAAACAUUAAUAUAUCUAUUUAUUUUCA
Messenger RNA from Leptidea sinapis, 3806 nucleotides. Its product is annotated as mpv17-like protein. The record is from RefSeq and is a predicted model, not a curated record. Gene Ontology annotation, cellular component: membrane; cytoplasm. Bases 366 to 953 code for a protein of 195 amino acids. Lineage: Eukaryota; Metazoa; Arthropoda; Insecta; Lepidoptera; Pieridae. The transcript has 4 exons.